Messenger RNA from Rhipicephalus sanguineus (brown dog tick), 2680 nucleotides. Its product is annotated as solute carrier family 35 member G1. Bases 424 to 1518 code for a protein of 364 amino acids. Gene Ontology annotation, cellular component: membrane. The record is from RefSeq and is a predicted model, not a curated record. The transcript has 3 exons. Lineage: Eukaryota; Metazoa; Arthropoda; Arachnida; Ixodida; Ixodidae.
CGCGCCUCGUGUUCCGUUGUUCAGUCCGUGGGGCCGGCAAUCUUGCUUGCUCCAUCGGCUCUGCCGCCUCGCUGCCUGCCGCCUGACGCAUCACAACGCCUCCCCCGCCUCCUGCUUCUGCGCUGCGAGUAAGGCUGUGACUUAACGAUGGGAUACCCUAAUGGCUGCGGGACGCGCUACAAAGCGCUGUAGCGGUCGCAGCCGUUGUAACAGAUAUCAUCGCCGGCGGACUGGAUCGAACUGCACCGGAUUCGUCGAUGCCCGGUCGGCGGGCAGAGCGUGCCAGCCGUCUCUGAUAGCUCUGUGACAAGCUCUCCGUCGUCACCGUCAUCUUCGACCGCUACGAUGGCCUGUGGCGAUGAGGCGUCCUGAGCAGCGUCGGGCCAGUAGGAGGCUUCUUCCCUCACCAGCCGGCGGCGGCCCAUGCCGACCUCCUCGUCGUGUUCGCUGGCCCUGCCGCUGCUGCAGACGGCCGACGAAGAGCACGAUGGCUACUCUGCCGCCACCGCCGCGGACGGCAAGCCGUACGCUAACGGUUUGGUCGACGAAGACGAUGACGGCGCCACUUCGUCCGGCCACUCGUGGGAGCUGUACAAAGGCCUCGCCUUCUCCUCACUGUCCAGCUUCUUCUUCUCCAUCUGCACCGUCAUCGUCAAGAGACUCAAUUACAUAUCGGCGGCCGAGCUGGCUGUGGUGCGCUUCCUGGGCAUCCUGGUGUUCACGGCGCCACUGGUGGUGCUGAGCCGCGAGUCACCGCUCGGGCCGCGGGGCGUUCGCCGGCUGCUGGUGCUGCGAGGACUGCUGGGCGCCACCAGCCUGUUCCUACGCUUCUACGCCAUCCACUACAUGCCGAUCGCCGACGCGUCCGUCAUCAUCUUCAGCGUGCCGGUGUUCGUGUCGGCAUUGGCCAAGCUGUUCCUCAAAGAACCGUGCGGAUUUUUCCACGUGGCCGCCGUCAUGGUCACCCUCGCCGGGCUCGCGCUCAUCACCAAGGUGCCGCUGCUGUUCGGGGGCGGUGUCGACCAAGGGCCCGUGCAGGCACGCGGCGUGCUAGCCGCACUGUCAUCGACCGUGUUCGGGGCCAGCGUGUACAUCGUGGUGCGCAAGGUCAAGGGCGUCCACCACUCGGUCAUCAUGUUCAACUUCGGCUGGGUCGCCAUCCUGGAGACGGCCACCAUCUCGCUGCUGACCGUCGGUCAGUUGGAGCUGCCCCGCUGCGGCAUCGACCGCUGGCUCCUCGUGGUGCUCGGCGCGUUCAGCUUCGGCGGCCAGGUGCUGCUCACGCGAGCCCUUCAGCUCGAGCAGGCGGGCCCCGUGUCCGUGGUCCGGUCGGCAGCCGACAUCGUGUUCGUGUUCGUCUGGCAGGUGGCGUUCUUCGGCGAGGUGCCCGACCGGUACACCAUGUCUGGCGCCGUGCUCGUCACCGCUUGCGUGCUCCUCACGGGCUUGCGCAAGUGGGCGCUCACGCUGCCCGAGAGCUCGGCCACCAGGGCCAGGCUCGCCUGGCUCAUUUCUUGAUCCCACGUGGUGCUUUGCCUCGCGAUAUUGGCUGAAAAGCAACGAACGCUCGCGGUGAAGCUUGCGAAUGUCAAAAAGCUUGUGCCAGGCACAGUGUGCGAUAAGGCGAAACGCUCGCAAUUGGCAGUGCUGUAAAGAUUCACUUAGACCACGCAGAUGUUUCCAAAAAGAUCAGGCAAACACGAGUGACUCUACAAAACAUCAGCGUCACCCGCGAGCGGACGACACGUGAUCAUACACAAAAUGGUGGCUGCUUGCAGCGCUAUAGCGUUCGUGAGAGCGAAGACAUGCUUGUCGGCCCAGUCCUCACAUUGCGCACAAGUAUCGGAUUCCAACACACACAUAGGGUGCGCAUUAGAAACUCGCAUCGUUCUGUUUGCUCGCGGUUGUUAAAACUGUGUUGUCCCGUGGGAGUGCUCGCUGCAGAUCUGGGCAUGCUUUCAUCGAGGUAUGUUAAUUCAAGACGUAAGUGCGCUGUGGUAUGACUUGGGGUGCACUAUUAAAGGUUGCGUUUUGUUGUUUUUGACAGCUGUCUUGAAAACGCUGACGCUCUUCGAUGCUCUAGAAUUAAAUAAGGAAAGAAAGAAACUCUGGGCGCGUAAAGCUACUAUACUGCAUGUGAAACAACUAGUCAACGUCUGCUGGCGACACUGUCAUUAUAAGCGUGCUGGAGGCCGCGACGGGCAGCGUUAGCUAUGCAUUAAGUAAAGACGCAAAAUGGUGGUGUGUCUAAAUGAAGACGCAGAAGUGUUUUGUUUUCUCGCUAGCUUCCGAUGCAUUUUCGGGUCAACUUCAGGGCUGAGUGUAUUGGUCGCCACCAUCUCUUGUCACGAUCGGUGUUUCUAGGACUCUUGCGGUGUAUGACAGCGGAGAUUGCUUUCUAGAUGACGUCACUAUAACUGCGAUGACGCCGCUGAAAGUGACAAACCUCUCUAGCGCCUUUCGGUAGUGUGGUGUGAGUAAAAGUUGCAUCCGCGACCGGGUUGACCUUAGUACGACGUUCCUCACGGUUCUGGAUACGCGCUUUCGCCUCCUGUAGUCAGCGCCUCACAUAUCGUGCUUGUACGUUCCGUACAGAUCUAGCUGUGAUAAUAAUUUUGAGAAGAUAUGCUCGUGUCUGCGGAUGAGAACAAAAUAAAGAAUUAUUGACGCUUGUUAGAAA